CUGCACACUGGACACUUCACAUCAUUCUGGAAUACUACUAAAGUGGCAGUCGUGCAAAACUGACACUCCAGAUUCUUCAAAGCUGCUCAAAUCUUCAAUACCAGAGGAGUGUAAAGGAUAGUAAGAUACUAUUUUAAUGUGCUAAAUUCCAGAACAUCUUCCAUUUGCUAACACCGGGCAGCAGCCAUGCAUAAAGCCUACCAGCCCCUCAAGCCCGCCACUAAUAAGUACCUGCAGAAGAAAUGGGACCAGACACACUAUGAGGCGCAUCGCAAGAAGGUGAAAGAAGCCAAACCCAUAGUGGACACCAAAGGCAUCCGAACACCUACUCAUGUCCAGCUGAAGCUGAAGAAAACACAGGUUCAAGAGGAAAGGCAGGCCAUCAUAGACAGGGAUAACCUACUGCUGGCGUCCAGACUGGCUGGGAUAGAGCGCUCUAAAGGUCUCGUAGACCACAGGAAUGAAUAUCCAGAGCACAGUCUGAAUGCUGAGAGGAGGAGGGAGGAGCUAGCACAAGUGACCCGUGAGAACCUGGCGAUCUAUCAGCGAAUCACAGCACGAGAAUCAGAAUACAGGCGGGAGGUGUGGGAGGAGGACUGGGAGAAAGUGGAGAGAAGACGAGAUGAUAUAGCGCGCUACCCAAGGGGUGUGGCCAAUAAACAGAGGUCCAAGAAGAGUGUGAAGUUUUCUGGAGGAACACCAGGGCACAGUCAGAGCUCAUCCAGCAGAACAGAAGAUGACCAAGAUGAGACCACAGAAGAAGAUUAACCCCUUAAAAUCCCAGGCUUAUUACAUGCUAUGGUCGAUUAUUCAGUAACUACAGGGACUUCAGUGCAAAUGGGUUGAGCUAUUCCUAGGUUAUAGAAGUAUGUAAUAAAUUUUGGGCCCAUGGCAAAUGUAAGGGGUUAACUAACAUUAAUGGCCACUCCCUCUUCCUGCAUAACUCUUGAGAAAUCU
Colossoma macropomum (tambaqui) is the source of this 957-nucleotide messenger RNA. RefSeq lists its product as uncharacterized. The transcript is spliced from 5 exons. The coding region runs from base 187 to 768 and encodes 193 amino acids. Lineage: Eukaryota; Metazoa; Chordata; Actinopteri; Characiformes; Serrasalmidae. The record is from RefSeq and is a predicted model, not a curated record.